AUGUCCACUCAAUCUCCAUUCGAUCCAGGUUGCGAGUGCCUGCUAUUUGAAAACAACAACAACAUGAACACAAUCAGCACCGGCAGCAUCGAUCCCAACAACGACAACGACGAUGACGACAACGGCAGCAACAACAACGACAACUUGUUCACGUCAAUAUUGUAUCCAUUAAGUUACCCUGUAGGAAUCGCCUGCAUAUUGUACACUUUUGUUGGUGAGCAGCAUGAGCUCAUUGAGAUAUCAUUCGUCUAUUUCAAUCUGAGGAAACCUGUUAAUGGGAAGUGCGUGGAUUACGUGCGUCUGCACUUAGACCUGGAAAGGCCCGAAAUAAUUGAGGGUGGUGGUGCCGUCGUGGUAGAGUUGUGUGGCAGCCAGGAAGAGGCAAUCUCUGCCGGGGCAGCCACUUACUACUCCUCCAAACGCACCAUGGUCCUCGAGUUUCAUUCUGAUCCGAGAGAUGACGAAAGUGAAGUUGGAGAGAUGAAACGAAAUAACAACGGAACUCUCACAAGUCCGAAAUAUUUGACGGCUGGUGAGGCUCAUGUUGGUGGUUCUCCCCGAGAAACUUCAACGCAUCGUCAUCAUCUGCUACAACAACACGAACAGUGGAGCUUGCCUAAUGAUGAUCAUCAACAACAGCACAACCAACAACGAAAACAGCAGCAACAGCAAAAACAGCAGCAGCAACAACAACAGCACUUAUCAAAACAACCACAAAGACAACAAACAGAUCAACGACAUCAACAGCCACAGCCAAAACUGCAACAACGAAAAUUAAAACCACGCAAACAACAACAAAACGGAAAUAGUUUUGUUCAAACAAGUACACCUCCUUAUCAACAAAACAACAACCAACAACAAAAUUUCAGCAAAACAAAAAUUUUAAAAAAGAAAAUCAGUGCUGGAAAUCUGAGAAAAGCUCGAAAUAAUGAUGAGGAGGAGGACGAAGACGAUGAUGAAGAAGGUGCUAAUGAUGACGAUGAAGAGGAUGAUGAUGAAGAAGAUGAAGAUGAUGAUGAUGAAGAAGCUGAUGUUGAAAAAGAAAAUGAUGAGAAGAUCCAACUUCAGAAAGGAAGUAAACAUGACAACAUUCAUAGCUACGAUACAAACAACAAACAACUUAACCGAAAUAACUCCAUUGUCGGAAACAAAAAUAACAGCAACAGCAACAAAACUGAAACAAAUGGUCAUCAAAGAGAUGGGAUGUUGCAAGGCUCCAACGGCUGCUUUGGCUUCCUCGCCAAAUAUAGAUUCAUUGACAAAAAUGAGCCUUAUUUCGAUUUUUCACAAAUCAUCUUUGAUGCAGAGGAAUUUGAAUGGACGGGCGCCAUCAGACGUUACGGCAGUGAGUGCGAUGCAGACUUCCACAGCAAUCGAAAUUUAAAGAAGGGACAAUUUUUCAGUCCUCUCUAUCCGCGGAGCUACCGCCAAGGAGUCUCGUGUAGAUACUUAUUCAGGGGGGCACCAGGCGAGUUGUUUUUAAAAUUUUGUUUGCGCUCGUCCACAUAUUUUCGAUGCUUGUGUUUAUUUGUGUUCGGUCGUGCCUGCGUCUCUUCGUUUGAGGUUUACGCUCCUUGA
Molecule: messenger RNA, 1578 nt
Organism: Helobdella robusta
Lineage: Eukaryota; Metazoa; Annelida; Clitellata; Rhynchobdellida; Glossiphoniidae
Exons: 6
Coding region: 1-1578 (525 amino acids)
Cellular component (GO): plasma membrane
Source: RefSeq, a predicted model, not a curated record